Molecule: messenger RNA, 2455 nt
Organism: Tetranychus urticae (two-spotted spider mite)
Lineage: Eukaryota; Metazoa; Arthropoda; Arachnida; Trombidiformes; Tetranychidae
Product: glypican-6
Biological process (GO): regulation of protein localization to membrane; regulation of signal transduction; cell migration
Cellular component (GO): synapse; cell surface; extracellular region
Source: RefSeq, a predicted model, not a curated record
AGCUGGGUAAGCUUUAAGAUUUAGUUUUCAUCUUCACUCGACAGCAUCAAAAGCUUCUGCUGUAAUCUAAAAUCACCUCGAAUCAUGUUUAUAUUGCAUAAAAAAAAGAAACCCUCUUUUCAUCAUCCUCAUCCCUGUUUAUCUUCACCCCUAUCAUCACCAUUAUUAUCAGUACCAUCAUCAUCUUUAACAUUACCAUCUUCGUGUUCCCUCCACCAUAAUCAUGCCAAUUGUCCAUCUAAUCGUCAAACUGUCAACUUUGUGAUAAAUAGUAAAUUUACAUUCCAAUUCUCAUGGAUCAACCUAACAACCUCCAUUUUGUGGAUUUACUUAGUUCUCUGUACUCUACAUUUUCGAACCUCUUUUGCCCUUUCUUCCUCUGACAGACAUCACACUUAUUCUCGGUCAACGCCAUUAUCUUCCCCAAUAUGUCGACAAGACAGAUCACAGUGUUCAAGUCAACAGGAAAGUGAUUAUUAUGAGUCAGGUGGUUUCAGAUUGGAUACAAUUUUAGGUGAUCCCAUGAGAAGAGUUUCAACCGAGUUUAAUGAUUACACUCGAAAAUUUGAUGAAUUGAUUAAAGAGCUGCUUAAAAAUUCUGAAAAUGGAUUCCAUACAAUGUUUACCAGAACUUAUGGACAACGCUAUGAGAAACAUGCAAGACUUUUCAGCAAUAUGUUCACACUAUUAACUAAAUAUUACAGCUACAAUAAUGUUAACCUAGACUCUGAGUUUACCAAAUUUUUCACCGAUUUAUAUCAGAAGAUAUUCAUAGAACUCAAUAAUCAUUACAUUUUCAGUGAUGAUUAUCUUAAAUGUGUCGCGGCACACAUGGAAACAAUCAACCCUUUCGGUGAUAUACCAAGGAAACUUGUCAUUGAAGUUCAACGAUCUUUUACAGCGGCAAGAGUCUUCAUUCAAUCUCUUGUCACUGCUUCAGAAAUCAGUAAAACAGUUGCAGAGCAUUCGGCAACACCAAACUGUCACAAAUUUUUCGUCCAAAUGAAUUACUGUCAACAAUGUGAAGACUCACCUGAUCGGGUUCCUUGUCGCAACUAUUGCAAUGCUGUAAUGCACACUUGUACGACAAGUUAUCGUCCACUCAAUAAGGAAUGGAACCCGUUCCUUGAUAAAUUAACUGCCAUAAUCAGCCGAUUGGAAACGUCGUUCAACAUUGAAUCAGUCGUUGGUCCUCUUGACAUUAAAAUUUCAGAGGCUAUAAUGAAUUUCCAGGAAAAUGGAAUGACAGUUUCCAAAAGACUCUACAGUAUUUGUGGUAAACCUAAACGUGGCAAGAGACUUGCAAUCAAUCGAAGACCAACAAGUGAAACCUCACCAACACUGGACAAUCGAUCACCAACAGCCUCAAAAUCACCAUUAGACAACUUUUUGGACAGCACAAAAAAACAAUUGAAAAAAAUGAAAGACUUUUGGCAACGAUUACCUGAAACAGUUUGCAACAAUUCAGUGAUUCCGGCAACAAUAGAUGGUUCAGCUGAGCUUAAUAAUAAACCAUGUUGGAGUCAAGAAGAUGGUUCAAUGCAACCAUUGACUGACAAAAGUUCGGAAAUGGAUGAAAAGGUUGUCUUUAUCAACUCUCAAAGAGCUUUACUCCGAAAUGUCAAUUCAAAGUUGGAUGCAGCAUUCAGAGGAUCCGAUAUACCAGAAGAUGAAGAUUUAAGUGGCAGUGGAUCCGGAAGUGGCGAUGGUGAUUAUGAUGAUGAUGACUAUCCUGAUGAUGAUGAACCUGAUGACUAUGAUGUGCCAAAAUCAUCAACAGCUCCACCAGUCUCUUCAGUGUCUCCAGUGUCUGUCACUGUGCAUAACUCAUCAACGACUGUAAAUAAAACUUCUAGUACCAAAGCCGAUAAUGUAACCACCAUUCCAAUCCCUGGUGCGACUCAAGAACCACAAAAUAACCCUGCAACACCCAAGGGUUCAAGUUCAUUGGUAGAGAAGUCAUCUUUAAUGAUUAUUUCACUCACCUUUUUGUCAAUCUUGAUUGGACAAACUCUGUGAUACACUGUAAUAUAACUACUGUUUGUAAUACUAUUGUAAACUCAUACACUUUCAACAGUCAAAUGUAAAUUUAAAUUUUGUAAAAUGUUUUCAUUUCAAGGAAUCAAUCCUUUUUUACUUCAAUAAUCUGUUGACGCUGCAAUCUUCACUCAACGCUUCGAGUCGUCAUUCAUGGACUUAAUUAGAUUGUUUUUUGAAUGAAAAUUUUUCCCUUAAACAGUCGUGAAUGGCGACUAUGAAGAUUGAGUGACGAUUGUAGUUUACAUGUAAUUGCAUGAGAAUAGAGGUUAUCAAACAAUUCACUUUGAUAUGACUCUUUUGUGUACUUUUUGCUAAUACAAUCCCAACCGAUACCUAAAUUUCCUAGACAAUUUAAAUUGUAAAUUUAUCCUUUUAGUAAAGAAAAGUAUUUCACUUUUUAUCCUUGCAAUUUAAA